Molecule: messenger RNA, 2769 nt
Organism: Micropterus salmoides (largemouth bass)
Lineage: Eukaryota; Metazoa; Chordata; Actinopteri; Centrarchiformes; Centrarchidae
Product: ADP-ribosylation factor-like protein 4A
Exons: 2
Coding region: 389-1000 (203 amino acids)
Biological process (GO): vesicle-mediated transport; intracellular protein transport
Cellular component (GO): cytoplasm
Molecular function (GO): GTP binding; GTPase activity
Source: RefSeq, a predicted model, not a curated record
GUAUCGGUAAGCGGGUGGGGCCUCUGACUUCUUAAUCCGGGCCUGACUACUUGGUUUUCUGUUGCUUUGAAACAUUAGUAAAGUAUUUUAAAAAAGGAAGAUAUUUGAAGAAGAGUUGCUUAGUAGCGUAGGGGCUUUAUUUUGAAAAACAUUAGCGGAAAUCGUUUAGUUUAUUCUGUCUGGCUUGGCGCAGUCAUGGGCGCCGUUUAGGAAUGGACAUGGAGUGAGUCCUUCCUCUAGCUGUCUCACUGGGUCUGAGGACGUGAUCAGAGCACGAAGCACAAACGCAUCUGCUAUGGACGUACUGACAGACUGGAAUGGACUAACACUGUGAAGGUAACGUUACGUUUUCUCUGACGUGAGGACUCUUCCUGCUCUGUAUACCAACAUGGGGAACAGGUUAUCAGAUCAUCAUCACUGGCUCUUCCCCUGCCUGCCAUCCUUCCAACCUCUCCACAUUGUCAUCCUAGGACUGGACUGUGCUGGGAAGACCACUGUACUGUACCGCCUGCGUUUCAAUGAGUUUGUGAACACUGUCCCAACUAAGGGUUUUAACACAGAGAAGAUCAAAGUGUCACUCAGAGGCAGCCAGCGGACAGUAUCCUUCCACUUCUGGGAUGUGGGUGGUCAGGAGAAACUACGGCCUCUCUGGCGCUCUUACACACGUUGUGCUGAUGGUAUUGUGUUCGUGGUGGACUCAGUGGAUGCUGAGCGCAUUGAGGAGGCCAAGAUAGAGCUGCACAAGAUCACGCGGCUGGUGGACAACCAGGGCGUGCCAGUUCUGGUGGUGGCAAACAAACAGGACCUGAGGAACUCGCUCAGCCUAGCUGAGAUGGAAAGCAUGCUGGCUCUGGGCGAGCUCAGCACCGCUACAUCCUGGCACCUUCAGCCUGCUUGUGCUAUCAUCGGUGAGGGACUGCAGGAAGGUGUCGAGAAGCUGCACGCCAUGAUCACAAAGAGGAGCAAGAUGCUACGUCACCAGAAGAAGAAGAAGAGAUGAUGUGCUGACAAGGAACUAUAAAAAGUGAGCUACAUCUAAAGCUGCAUAAGAACUACUGUGAGUUGCGUACUGUCUGCUGGUCCAUUGAGACAAGUCGUUCAGUUGCCGUCUGAAGUCUGCUAAACGACUGAGCUGAUUUUGAUCCUUCCAGUGGAACUGUUUGUUCAGGUCAGCCAGAGUGUGGCUGCCACAGAGGACAGUGGGAUUGAUUUUGCCCUGUGGACUUUGGAUGCCAGCAAUCCUGUCAACAACAAGCGAUUCUAAAGGAAGUCCAGUGUUGUGCUAUACAGCAGCAAGGACGGAGUUUACACCAAACUCAUUAAAGCGGACAAUGAGCUGACUUGUCUAUUUUAUGUUGUUUGUUAAAAUAUGUGCUGCUUAUCUGUUCAAAAACAAUCAGUCUUUAUAUUUUUAUUGUACCAAAGCUUAAUUGUGUUGAGAUUGCAGACAGGACUGUAUUAAUGUAUAUAAAGAAUAAUGGUUCACAAAGAACAGGAUGCACAAUGGCCCUAAACAUGUAAACACUAUUGGAAUAGCUGUUAAUGAUAGAAACAAUUAUUAAGUUGUUUGGUAGUGUGCCAAAUGAUGAGACAUGAAAAGCGAAGAUAUUGUGGGCACAGCCACCCUGAUGGCAGAAGAUUAGGCUUCUUUCUACCAGGCGGAUUACAUACUGUCCCAUAUUAGCUAAUUGCAGAUACAUCAGUAUCAGUAUAUUUGUUGUGUAUUUGUAUCAAGUAAUGUCAGUACAGAUAUGCCAAAGAUAUGAUUCAGGAACUGAAACAUAAAAUGUUUAUGUUAAAAAGUGACAUCUCAUCAUCUGAUAUAUUGUUAUUGGAUUUUUUAACUGACAAAUAUUGUCAUCACCCUCAAAAAUCCAGUAUUGGUUCUGCUAUGUUGUUUAUUGUAUUCUAGCGGUAAAAGCUGUCAUCCACUCUCUGUUGCUUGUUACUAGUUAUCUGACAUUGGUGGAAUGUUUGCUUGCUAGUAAGGCUGAGUAUCAUUUGAAAAAUAUCAAUAAUAGUGCCAAUACAAUGACUAAGUUUCAAAACUUGCCCCUGUUGUUGCCAAUGAUUUGGCUAUUGUGCUUGGUACAUACUGUAUUAUAGUCCCAUUAUUCUUGUCAGAUUCUCAGUUCCCUGGCUUAUCUUUCACGAAGGACCAUCCUCAGUUCGCUAGUAAGCACGCUGAACUGAACGUUCGGCCUUGUUUUAGUUCAGUGAAUGGGAGUACAAUGUCAGAGCUCCAGUCGAGCACUAAAUAACUCAGUGAACACGUCUUUUGAACAAAUAUUUUUAAUGAACUAAUACUAAUGAUUCCAUACCCUGAAAAGGACAGCUUUGCCCAUCACUACUCACCAGGUCGAAGCCCAGUGGAACAUCUAUGUAAAACAAUGUUCUUCACCAUCAUCUCCAUUAGAUCUGAUUUUUGUUGUGUGUUCUUGCACUUUUUACAUAUUAAUUUGUUGUACAUCUGAUUGUUUGUUGUCAAACCUCUUCAACACUACUGAAGUCGCCUUUUUGCAACAACAGCAAUGUUACUUUCGCUUUCAGCCAAGCUUGUUGUUGCAGUGUGUAACGGAAUAACAUCAUUACGUCAAGAUGGAAUAUUUCCAUUAUCACUUGUUUAUUAUGAUAUGACGCACCCCUAAUAUACAUGAUAUAAAGUAUGUGGGUUUGUUGUCAGGUGUUGCUCUUCCACUCUGUAUUCAUAUUUAUGUGUUUGAUCCACUUUGCUCACUUGGAAUAAAGCAAUAAAAGGACGGUGAUGUA